AUGCCUAUUACUACUCGCGCAGGUGCGAAAAAUGCGAACCCCGCUAGUGAUCGGGUACUACGUUCGCAACUGUUGGCGGAUUCUUUUGCAGAGCUAGCCUUACCCCCGCUACCUCAAAACCUUAACCUCAACCCACCCCAACCUCAACCCCAACUUUCGUUGGGAGCAGAGUCUUUGUUAGCACAGUCCAAUCAGGGCGAUAAUAGGGGAGCAACUGCUCAAGAUCCGCGUGAAUCGUUAGGGGGUAAUGAAGAAGUACUAGCUGGCUAUAUCCGGGAUGUGGUCACGGCUGCUAUAGGAGCGAGCCGAGCUGAAGAUUUACGCUUUCUCACGAAUGAGAUGGAUCGAACUCGAAAUGCUCUCCGAAAUGAAGUGGCGGGUAUAGUUCGAGAGACUCUCAUGGCACCUACUCCAGAAGUUAAUCGUGCCCUUAAUAGAGCUAACCAAUCUGAGCAACUGUAUGGCGGCGCGAAAACACCUCGGACAUCAACUAUACCACCACUUAGAGCCCCUUUUCCAUCGCGACCUCGAUCCCCUCCUCGGCCGCCAACACCACCCCGAGCUAAUGCAGCCAAUGAACCACCCGCCAUGGAUGAGUUUUUGAGGCAGUUGCAUAACUUAACAUUCAGUGAUCCAAUAAACACCACACAGGCGCAACCUAGAUACUCAAGGUACAGUAGGAUUCAUAGCUUCCACAAAUGGGGGGUGAUGUUUGACAGCCGCGAGAUGUCCGUGGAUGACUUCAUCUUUCAGCUCGAAACAUUGAAGGAAGGCCACGAUGCAACUUGGGAAGAAGUCGUCAUAGGCUUCCAUCAGUUUUUAGACGCACCUACAAGGAGGUGGUACUGGGUGUACCUGAAGGCCCAUCCAAAUCCAACAUGGGCGGUACUCAAGAACGCUUUGAUAGAGCAGUUUAGGAGUCUAGAGACGGAUCCGGAGCUUUCGAGAAAGUUGUAUGACAGACAUCAAGGUCAAACGGAGAGUUUCGACGAUUUUUAUGCCGCGAUCCAGAAACUCAACGGGAAGCUGAGGACACCUAAGCCUGAUCUGGAAGUCAUGGACAUCCUGAAAAACAACGUCCGACGACAGAUGGGAACGCUCCUGAUUACGUGCGAUCCUCGCAGUUUGGCCGAGAUGGUGUACAUCUGUCGAAAGAUAGAAAAAUAUCUUCAAGACCAUGAACCGCAGAGACCAAAAAUGGCCCCAAUUCCACCUCCACGUAGAAGUGCAAUCUCUGAGCUCAAAGCCGAUGAAAGAGAAGUGGACGAAUUGGCUACACCCGAGAUCGAGGCAUUUCACCCUAAAAAGGAAAGGGACACGCGGAACUAUGUUUGCUAUAAUUGCAAGGCCAAGGGACAUUCUUGGUUAGAAUGUCCAGAACCCCAGAGGAUCCUGUUCUGCUACGGAUGUGGAUUGGAAAACUACACCUCUCCAAAUUGUCCUCGCUCAGUGUCCGUCCCCGUCCCUACCAACACUCCUUCAUUUACACCUGUUCCAGCACCCCGUAUCCUACAACGUCCAACAAAUCUUCUUGAAGCUAAGGUUGAGCCUCCACGUGCAGCUUCAAGACCGAUCAAAACUCUACACGAAAGGCUACAAAACUAUCUGGAGGUACGGAAAAGAAUCUUCGGUUCCCAAAACACCGUGGUCUCGGACAAGGUGUCUAAACUGAGGAAGAAGUUUAGUGAAAAGAAACAAUCCUACAAAGCCAUCGAAGCAACAACGUUGUGUAGCUCAGAAGACCCACGUCCAUAUGCUACAGUUCACAUUUUUGGAGAAGCUCUCCUUGGAUUGCUGGAUAGUGGAGCUAGCAUAAGCUGCCUUGGUGCGGAUGGCCUUGAUUUUCUGCGAAGACAUGGACAAAACAUCACUAAACUCUCUUCCGAAGUUAAGACAGCCGACGGGAAACAUCAAGCCAUAGUGGGGAAGAUCUUUGUGGAAGUUACUUUUAAAGCGAUGACGAAAACGAUUCCCCUGUAUCUGGUCCCUUCUUUACAGCAGAAACUAUAUCUGCGUAUUGACUUCUGGAAGGAAUUUCAAAUCGCUCCUCAGCUGAUUUCUGAAAUCUCUUCAGUUCCGUGCCCGAAAGAGACAGACCCGAAUGCUCAUGUACUCACUGAACAACAGUCCAAGCGCUUACAAGAUGCCAUAAGUCUGUUCCCAUCCUCUGCUGUCCAAGGCUUAGGAAAAACAACACUUGAGGUACAUACCAUCGACACAGGUAAUGCAGAGCCCAUUAAACAACGGCAUUACCCGAUUUCCCCAGCGGUACAGAAACUUCUUUAUGAGGAAUUGGAACGUAUGCUUAAGCUUGGUGUUAUCGAGCAAAGUAACAGUGCGUGGAGCUCUCCUGUAGUCCUAGUGCGUAAGCCUGGCAAAAAUCGCUUAUGUCUAGACUACAGGAAAGUCAACGCGAAAACUAAGAAAGAUGCGUAUCCACUUUCUCAUAUUGAAGGAUUGCUAUCGCGUCUUCCAGAUACACAUUUCAUUUCGAGUGUGGAUCUGAAAGAUGCUUUUUGGCAGAUCCCGUUGGAGAAAUCAUCUCGGGAAAAGACGGCGUUUACUGUGCCCGGCAUGCCCCUGUUGCAGUUUACGGUUAUGCCAUUUGGCCUCUGUAAUGCCCCACAACGCAUGGUCAGAUUAAUGGACAAAGUGGUGCCCCAUCAACUGCGAGAAAAAAUCUUUCCGUACUUGAAUGACCUGUUAGUGGUAUCUAGCACUUUCGAAGAGCACGUUCAACUGUUGGAGAUUUUGGCAGGUCGACUGAAGGAAGCGGGACUGACAAUGAACGUCCAGAAGUCAAAAUUCUGCUUCAAAGAGUUAAAAUACCUAGGAUAUAUAGUCGGCGAUGGCUGUUUGAAAACCGAUCCGGAGAAAGUAGCAGCCAUACGAGACUUCCCUACCCCGGCUACCUCGAAGCAAGCCCGACGAUUUUUAGGACUAGCGGGAUGGUACCGGCGAUUCGUUAAGGACUUCUCAACUCUUGCCGCCCCUAUAACGGACACUUUGAAGAAGAGCAAGAAGUUCAUUUUCACGGACGAAGCCGUAGAAGCUUUUGAAAAACUGAAAAGAGCACUGACAUCUGCUCCGCUCCUGGUAAACCCCGAUUUUACGAAGGAGUUUAUAAUUCAGUGCGAUGCCUCAAACACCGGCAUCGGCUGUGUACUUAGUCAGUUGGAUGAAAGUGGCAAUGAACGCCCAAUCUUCUACCAUUCGCAGAAACUCAACGCGGCUCAGCGGAAUUAUAAUGUCACCGAGCGUGAGUGCCUGGCUGCUGUCAUGGGCGUCCAGAAGUUUCGAGCGUACGUGGAAGGGCAUGCGUUUAAAAUCGUGACAGACCAUGCGAGCUUGAAAUGGUUGAUGAACCAGAAAGAUCUCUGUGGUAGGUUAGCGAGAUGGAGUUUAAAGCUUCAGGGGUUCGAUUUCACCAUCGAACAUCGCAAAGGAUCCCAGAAUGUCGUACCUGAUGCUCUGUCAAGAGUUCAUGGGGUUGACGCUAUGGUUUCUGAGAUUUCGAUGUUGGUCGACCCUUGUGAUGUACUCCAUAUUGACCUUGCGGAUCCUAGUUUUAAAUCUACGGAAUACUGCAAGAUCAGGGACAGCAUCCAAGAAUAUAAAGAACAGCUACCUGACCUUCAAGUGUCGGAAAAUUUCGUCUACAAGUCAAACAUUGCACAGGGAAUCCUGUAG
Molecule: messenger RNA, 3690 nt
Organism: Episyrphus balteatus (marmalade hoverfly)
Lineage: Eukaryota; Metazoa; Arthropoda; Insecta; Diptera; Syrphidae
Exons: 2
Coding region: 1-3690 (1229 amino acids)
Molecular function (GO): nucleic acid binding; zinc ion binding
Source: RefSeq, a predicted model, not a curated record